AUGGAGCCGCCGAUCCACCCGGAGGCUGAGAGGGCCGGCGGCAGGUCCGCGGAGAGACGGCAACCGGGGGCUGGGACGGUGACCCGAGGUCUCUGUCCGUACCCAAAGGAGAUUGAUGACACAGAGGACACAGUAUCAAAAGGUGACGGCGAUGUAGCUCUUGAAGAACAUGUACCUCCCACAUAUGUCAAGCACGCAAGGGAGAAGGAGGCAAGGGAGAAGGAGGCAAGGGAGAAGGAGGCAAGGGAGAAGGAGGCAAGGGAGAAGGAGGCAAGGGAGAAGGAGGCAAGGGAGAAGGAGGCAAGGGAGAAGGAGGCAAGGGAGAAGGAGGCAAGGGAGAAGGAGGCAAGGGAGAAGGAGGCAAGGGAGAAGGAGGCAAGGGAGAAGGAGGCAAGGGAGAAGGAGGCAAGGCAGAAGGAGGCAAGGCAGAAGGAGGCAAGGCAGAAGGAGGCAAGGCAGAAGGAGGCAAGGCAGAAGGAGGCAAGGCAGAAGGAGGCAAGGGAGAAGAAGGCAAGGGAGAAGAAGGCAAGGGAGAAGAAGGCAAGGGAGAAGAAGGCAAGGGAGAAGAAGGCAAGGGAGAAGAAGGCAAGGGAGAAGAAGGCAAGGGAGAAGAAGGCAAGGGAGAAGAAGGCUGCGACACCGGCGGCGGCGGUACCAAGGUCACGGGGGCAUCGUCAACGCUGGCGGAUGGCGCAGCCGGUCGGACCGGCGGAGGAGCCGGUGGAGCCUGCAGCCGCUGUGGAGAUGACUGCUGUUGCUGCUAGAUGGGGUCUGGCACCCCUGCACGCCAACCACAGGCGGAAGAGAUCACAUCCGGGCGGCCGGAAGAAGGCGGCAGAGCGGUUUGCUGGGAAGACCCUGAUAUCAGCGCUGGAGUUGGUUGCGGUGCCGGCAGACCACUUUGUCGGCAAUGCGGACAUCAAAGAGCUGACGGCCUUGCGGCUGGACGAUCACCCCCUCAAUCCAUCCGGCUCUCGGAGUGAGAGUGGUGCUGAGGAGGGUGAGAGUGGUGCUGAGGAGGGUGAGAGUGGUGCUGAGAAGGGUGAGAGUGGUGCUGAGGAGGGUGAGAGUGGUGCUGAGGAGGGUGAGAGUGGUGCUGAGGAGGGUGAGAGUGGUGCUGAGGAGGGUGAGAGUGGUGCUGAGGAGGGUGAGAGUGGUGCUGAGGAGGGUGAGAGUGGUGCUGAGGAGGGUGAGAGUGGUGCUGAGGAGGGUGAGAGUGGUGCUGAGGAGGGUGAGAGUGGUGCUGAGGAGGGUGAGAGUGGUGCUGAGGAGGGUGAGAGUGGUGCUGAGGAGGGUGAGAGUGGUGCUGAGGAGGGUGAGAGUGGUGCUGAGGAGGGUGAGAGUGGUGCUGAGGAGAGAGUUUUUGCUUUGGGAGGAGAGUGCCAUCAAGAUAACAGCCAUGGUAAGUGA
Molecule: messenger RNA, 1410 nt
Organism: Schistocerca americana (American grasshopper)
Lineage: Eukaryota; Metazoa; Arthropoda; Insecta; Orthoptera; Acrididae
Product: stress response protein nst1-like
Exons: 5
Coding region: 1-1410 (469 amino acids)
Source: RefSeq, a predicted model, not a curated record